GCACUCUCCACCCUCUUUCCUAUCAAGGUCGUCAUCUCUACGGGCAAGUCGGAUUGGGAGCGCUCGGUCACAGACGUCAAGGGCUCGCUCGCUGCUCACCUCCUCGCUGUCGACUCGGGCACGGCUCCGUGCAGCGCGUCCACUUCGACAUCGGGAACCUCGACGCCCGGUACACCCGGGAGCACCCUGCGGGGUUUCGAGCCCACCGCGGUCACAGGGAUAUUCAAGGAUUCGGAGACGCGCAAAGUCUCGAUUCUUAACGGCAGCCAUGACACACUUUCCGCCGCUUCCGACGUCGAAACCGUCCUUGUCUUUCCCGACUACAAGCUCGUGACAGAGGUGCCGUGUUCGCUGGACGGUGCUCGGGAGCUCUGGGACCACUCUGUCGACCCCUCAGUACCCCGCUUGGGCUCAUCGUUGGUCCUCGGUCCCCUCAAGUCAUGGAUAAUCCCUUAUUCAUGUGUUAUCCUGAUUUGCUCACACCGGAGGAGAGACGUGCGAUGUGCAGUCGUAGCGCCGAAACUCGAACACGCUUUCUCGGAAGCGCUUCACAGAGAAGGUUGGGAUGUGCACACGCAACUCGAAGAGCCGACCGGUCCGUCACUAGAAGACUUCAAUCAUUCUGAUGAGGACAAAGAGGCGGAGAUGCAGCGGCGCCUGCAGGAGCUAGAUGAAGAUAUCCACAAGAAAGCCCUCAUCCUCAAGACUUCGCACAUCGGCGGACACAAAUACGCCGGCAACGUUAUCAUUUACAUGCCUCAAGGCUCAGGCGUGUGGUACGGUCGUGUUUCGACACACGAAGUCUAUCCCAUAGUCCAAAACACCAUCUUGGGCGGUCGCAUCCUCCCACCCCUUCUCCGCGGUGGCGUUAAUCUCUCACGACCAGACUGCAAGAGGCUAAACGAUUGGUAG
Molecule: messenger RNA, 912 nt
Organism: Heterobasidion irregulare TC 32-1
Lineage: Eukaryota; Fungi; Basidiomycota; Agaricomycetes; Russulales; Bondarzewiaceae
Exons: 4
Source: RefSeq, a predicted model, not a curated record